This is a messenger RNA of Umbelopsis ramanniana AG, 1175 nucleotides long. RefSeq lists its product as uncharacterized. Gene Ontology annotation, cellular component: SAGA complex. The transcript is spliced from 4 exons. Bases 38 to 994 code for a protein of 318 amino acids. Gene Ontology annotation, biological process: transcription by RNA polymerase II. The record is from RefSeq and is a predicted model, not a curated record. Gene Ontology annotation, molecular function: transcription coregulator activity; protein heterodimerization activity. NCBI's taxonomy places the organism in Eukaryota, Fungi, Mucoromycota, Umbelopsidomycetes, Umbelopsidales, Umbelopsidaceae.
AACCCUUUUGUGGGUUUGAAUUCCGGUAAUUUGAACCAUGGCCAACACGGAUAAAAAGACCCGAUAUAAGUUCCAGUCAGAAAUUCAGCAAAUGAUGUUCGUUUUUGGUGAGGUAUCCGAUCCUCUUCCGGAGACCACCAUGCUCGUGGAAGACAUUGUGCGCUCCCAGGUUAUUGAAAUUAUUAUUCAAGCAGCGGCAAUGGCAGCUAAACGAAACUCAAGGUCAAUGAACGCCGAAGAUUUGAUAUUUUUGAUGCGACACGACCGAGCAAAAGUCAAUCGGCUGCGAUCGUUCCUGAGCUGGAAGGAUGUUCGUAAGAACGCAAAAGAAACGGGAGGAGAUCAAGUCGAGGAUAUGAUGGAAGACUCGGCGGCAGCUGAAAAGCCAGGAAAAAUGCAUCGCAGUAUCAUCAAACUUUCAUGGGAACUAGUCAACCAGUUUUCUGAUGUAUUUGUUAAGUCGUCUAAGGAUGAGGACUCUGAAGAUGAAGAUGAGAUUGAAGCGUACAACGAUAGUAUACAACGCUUAAAGGACGCCGAUGAAAUCACUCGCGCCAUGACAAGAGAAGAGUAUGUACACUACUCUGAAUGCCGACAAGCUUCAUUCACAUACCGAAAAUCAAAACGGUUUCGAGAUUGGGCUUACAUGAGCUCGUUCAUCGAUGUCAAACCAAAUGACGAUAUAAUUGACAGUUUAGGUUUCUUGACAUUUGAGAUGGUGUCGUCUCUGACUGAAGGGGCUAUCCAGAUCAAGACCGAUCUCGCCACAUUGCACAAAGACGAAUCAGCGGCGGCUGGAAAGAAGAGGAAGAGAGAAUCCGGCGAUGAAGAAGGCGAUGAGACCACCAUGGGCCUCUUCAGCUUAUCCAAAAACGAUCAAACACCACUGGAACCUCUGCACAUACAAGAAGCCUUUAGAAGACUACAACUUGUUCCACAGCCUUUGAACACGUUCAGAAGAGGUCUUGUGAGAACUAAAAUCUCUCUGAUCUAGGAACGUGGUAUUUUGUUCAUAGCUUGUUUACCAACCCUUUCAACUUAAUUGUAUAAAAUUUUCCUCUCUCCCCUUCUUUCAAUUCAAAAACACAACUAAAAACAUACAUAUAAAUGUUAUUGCUUUAUAGGGGUACCAUCUGCAGGUAUCGCAGGCAGAUGAGUUACCGAAUGGUAUAACU